AUGCUGGAAAGCCCAAGAGAGGUUCGGCAAGAUUUGGCGAUCCACGAGACCCCGCAGGGAUUGGUCUACGUGGAAGACUUGUCGCUGAUCCCGGUGACGAACAUCCGGGAGGUGUUGAGCGUGGCGAACCUCGGGGUGCAGAUGCGGGCAACCUUCGAGACCAGACUCAACGCACGAAGCUCGAGGUCACACACGAUCUUCAGUGUGAGCAUCGUGCAGAAGUCCAAGUCGGAUCCGAAGAGUGGUGUCGUGGGAAGCGUGGUGAACUUUGUGGACCUGGCAGGGUCCGAGAGGCUUGCGCGGAGCCAAUCCGAAGGAAGGAGGUUUCAGGAGGCUGUCAUCAUCAACAGCUCCCUCUCCGCGUUGGGCAAGGUGGUUUUGGCCUUGGCCUCUGACCGGGCACGUCACAUCCCCUACCGCGACUCCAAGUUGACGCGCAUUUUGCAGAACUCCCUGGGUGGCAACUCUUAUACGACGCUGCUGACGACGGUCGACCCAUCUUCGGACAACUACGAAGAGUCCCUGAACUCUCUUUUCUUCGCCGACCGCUGCCAGAACGUCCAGAACAAGCCGGUUCAGAACGUCGCCCGUGGCGAUGCUGAGGGGAAUGACAAGCAGAUGUCCAAGCAGAUCUCCAAGCUGACCUUGGAGAUCGUGAACCUGAAGCACCAGCUGGAGGUGCAUGGGGCAGGACCGUCGCCUGGCAUGCCCGGCGCACCCAAGGUUGCCGGCGGGGCUCGCACAGCGGUGUCGGGUGUGAAGAGUAUCCGCAGCAUGCGCUCCGGAGUGGGCGCCAUGUCCCGGGCCAGCAGCGUCUCCCAGCCCUCCGAGACCUUCGACCUGGGGGAUGUGCUGGAGCAGGCAAAUGAGAAGCUUUUCAGCGAGAGAAGAGCCGCCUUCCAGCUGGAGGUCAAGGUCCAGUCGGCCCAAGAUCAGCUGGACCGUGCCCGAAUCGAGCAGCUGCACCGAGAUGAUCAGAAGCGCAAGGAAGCCAACGUCAUCAAGAAUUCCAUCAAGGCACUGCAGAUGGAGAUGCAGAAGUCUCGGCAACGGUUCGACUACCUGAGGGCACUCUUUGAGUCGGAGCAGGUUGAGCUGGCGACGCGAGUGCAAGCAAAGUCGCGGGAGCUGAAGAAUCGACGCAGGAGUUUGGCCAGCACCUUCGCAGAGCCCAUCCGCGAGUCGGCGCGGGUUGGUGAGGAUGGCGUCGAGGCGGUUGCCCAAAAGGCGAUCGAUGAGCAAUGUGCCAACCUGGAGAAAGAAUUCGACAGCUUCGCCAACACUCUGGAGAGGAGCCACGUUCAAGAAUGUGCCGAGCUGCCGACGCCGUUCCAGCAGUGGUUUCAGGAGAAGGAUGCUGACAGCGAGCUUGCAGCUGUCAGCAAAGCGAAGUGCAUGGCCGACAGCAUGCAGAAGAUGAGCAGGAUGCAGGGCGAAAUGGUCUCCGCUUGGGACCUGGCUCAGCGCCUCUACAAGAUCGUCGAGGCGCAGUCUGCCGGGGUGCCGAAUGACGACCGUUGCAAGGUGCACCGCGUAGAUCCCAACGUCCCAGUCCUCACCGUGCCGAUGGUCGGGUCCCUUCCCUCGUCGCGUAGACCGUCCAAGGGCAGUUGCGACCCUGCGACCGAGGAGCCGGCCUCGCGGACCAUGGCCGGCAAGAUCGCCUCGGCUCUCGUGGGCCUACCAGAUCCACCCCUGCGAGCCGAUGCCAAGGAAAUCCGCGAGCAGCUGUGCAAACCGGCAGAUCCACCCUCCGGCCUGCCAGUCCAGCCAUGCAGGCCCAGCGCCCCCAGCGUGCGGCCGCCCAGUGCCGGCUUCACCAGGAGCCGGGCCACCAGCGAAGCUGCUUGCUCUGCCACGGCGCUCUCCACCAGCGGCGAGGAUGUGUCAUGGUGGGACGCUGACAGCUUUGCUCGGGAGUUCUGUGACCUGGACAUCGCCCCACCGGACGGGAGCAAAGCAGCAAACGACGUUCUUCAGAGCCUGUGCCCUGCCAGGCUGCGUGCUCUUUGCACGUCGCUGCAGCGACGGGGCAGCAUGACGGUGGCAGAGAAGGCUGCAGAGAAGGCCAAAGUCGUGGACGAAGUUGCGCGGCGGCUGUCGCACUGUGACACCGUGGACCGGAUAAGGGACAUGGAGCGGGAGAUCGCCAAGUACAAGGAGCAGCAGGCCGUUCAGCACGAGGAGCAGUACAACCUCGAGUGCGUCCUGAAGCAUUGCAACGAAAGCUGGUCGUCUUUGGGCACGUGA
This is a messenger RNA of Symbiodinium natans, 2250 nucleotides long. The record is from the annotation of a GenBank genome assembly. NCBI's taxonomy places the organism in Eukaryota, Dinophyceae, Suessiales, Symbiodiniaceae.